AUGCCUUCGGCCCCGCAGCUCGGCGCCCUCGGGCACACCUUCACCGCCAUGCGCGCGAUGCAGUUCGCCAGCCUGAUCGCCAUCAUCGGCAUGACGAGCAACUUCAUCUCCGAGAUCAACGCCGCCGACGCCUCGAGCCCGAGCGUCCUGAUCGGGACUCUGGUAGUUUCCUGCAUCGCAACCCUCUACAUCGUCAUCUCCUACAUCCUCUACUACGACUCCCUCCUCCCGCUCCUCCUCGCCACGGCCCUCGACUCCACCCUCCUCGUUGCCGUCAUCGUCGUCGCCUGCACCCUCGGCAAGCCCCUCUCCUACCUCAACUGCGCCGCCCUCCCCUCCUCCGGCAGCACCGCCACCUUCAUGACCUCCGUCAUCGCCAACUCGGGUGCCUCCUCCACCCUCAACUACUUCAUCUGGGUCGGCGCCGACCAGCGCACCUGCUACGCCGUCAAGGCCGUCUGGGGCCUCUCCAUCGCGCUGUGCGUGCUCUUCGCCUUCUCCGCCAUCACCGCCGUCUGCCUCUGGCGCCGCCUCAAGGUCGUCUCCGUCCCGAAGGACAUUGAGAACUGA
This is a messenger RNA of Colletotrichum aenigma, 570 nucleotides long. RefSeq lists its product as uncharacterized. Bases 1 to 570 code for a protein of 189 amino acids. The transcript is spliced from 2 exons. Lineage: Eukaryota; Fungi; Ascomycota; Sordariomycetes; Glomerellales; Glomerellaceae. The record is from RefSeq and is a predicted model, not a curated record.